This is a messenger RNA of Calidris pugnax (ruff), 3794 nucleotides long. RefSeq names its product germ cell associated 2 (haspin) (gene HASPIN). Gene Ontology annotation, biological process: mitotic cell cycle; protein phosphorylation; intracellular signal transduction. The transcript has a single exon. Gene Ontology annotation, molecular function: histone H3T3 kinase activity; ATP binding. The record is from RefSeq and is a predicted model, not a curated record. Gene Ontology annotation, cellular component: cytoplasm; nucleus. Bases 23 to 2533 code for a protein of 836 amino acids. NCBI's taxonomy places the organism in Eukaryota, Metazoa, Chordata, Aves, Charadriiformes, Scolopacidae.
GGCGCUGUCAGGCCUGGCCGCCAUGGCGCCCCCGGCGCGCCUGUUCCGCACCUACUCCCGCCGCGGCCGGCAGCUCCGCUGGCUGCCCCCGCCCGAGCGAUGGAUAUCGCCGCCUCAGGACCGCAAGCGCUUCUUCAGCUCGACGUCGGUCGGCUCCAGCGCCCUCUCCUCCGCCUCGGACGACCCCGAUUACUCGCUGCCCGGCAAGCGCAGCCGCCAGCCCCAGGGUAAGGGUCCCGCCCGCCCCUGGCGCCUGCGGAGCCGAGCGGGGAAGGAGAACCGUCCGCCGGAGCCGGAGACCCUCGUCGUUUCCUCCUCCUCCUCCCCAUCCCCGUCCCCCGCCCGCCGUCGCCCCCCGCUGCUGUGCAGCACCCCGCAAUGGCCACCCCCCGGCAGCGCCCGCCGCCUCCGGCCCCGCCGCCGCCGCCAGGCCCCGCCGGCCGAGCUCAGCUCCCUCAUUCUGUACAGCAGCGGCGCGGACGGUGGCUCGGAGCUGGGCGGCAGCCCGGAGCUCUACUCCCCGCCGGCCGCCGCCUCCUCCCGCAGCGCCCUCAGCCCGCCCCGGUCGCCUCGGGGAGGCCGGGAGCGGCGGGCGCGGGGGGAGAGGGGGGCCGGGGCGGCUGGAGAGCCCCGUCCCCGAGGUGCGGGGUUGGAGAAGUCCGGCAGGGUCCUGAGGGCAUCGGUGCGGGCAUCCUGCCGGGCACAGGCUCCUCCGUCCCCGCAGGAGGACACGUCCCCUCCUCGGGCAGCGCUGCCCCCCGGUAACCGGCAGCCGCUGCACUCCACGCCGCACGACGGGGCCGCUUCUGCCGAGCCCUGUGAGGAUCCGGGGAGAGACUCAACCAAAGGGAGCUCGGGUUAUCAGAGCGGCAAAGCCAAGAAGUACCAUCUUAAGCCGGUGGUGGUCCUGGAUCCCGAAGAGGUGCAGAUGUGGCUGAUGAGCGCAAAAUGCAACGAAGAGGCAGCUCUUCAGCCCGCCUGCCCGCAGCCGGUGUCUCCUCCGGGCCGUCAAGGAAUCUUGGAGAAUAAACAUAAAAGUACCGGGGUGAUGCCCGGAGUGGGAAGUAGCUGUAGAAAAGCUUGCAUCAGUGGCUUCAGUGCCAGCCGGUGGGGAAAGCAAAUAAGGCUCCGUCCAAAAAGGCACAAAAAUAAGAGGCAGAAGCAGCCUAAUAACUCAUUUCUCAGACCACAGAUGAGGCAAAAAGGAAUGAAGAAGGACGUUCUGGAGACGUCUGUAGAUGUAAGGGACAAUGGCUGUUCAUUCCUCAAUAGCUCCCAGGCCUGGGGUAGAGUUCGAGCAUCUUUGUCCUUCCAUAAGAAGAAGAAAGUUACCACAGAAGGGAGUUUCUGCAACAGCAUCUUUGGUACCCCUUCUACCAAAUUCCAGCUUUCAGAGCACCAAUUGACCCAAUCUGCUGGUAUGGCUCAGUGUGGCGCUUGGUCUGCUUCCUCCAUGAUCCUGCUGGCUCCCAACAAUUUUUCUUCUGUCCUGGAGCCAAUGCUCACAGACGCAGAGAAGGUGUUUGGGGAAUGCCACCAAGAAGGGCCUAUCGCUUUUGAGGAAUGUAUCCCUUUAGAUAAGAUGAAAGAUUGCAAGAAAAUUGGAGAAGGAGUGUUCGGAGAGGUCUUCCAGAUUGACAGUGAGAGAGGACCUGUGGCCUUAAAAAUAAUUCCCAUUGAAGGCACUGAAAAAGUUAAUGGUGAAGCUCAAAAGAGCUUUGGAGAGAUUCUGCCUGAAAUCAUAAUUUCAAAAGAACUCAGUCUUCUGUCUGAGGAGUCUGUGAAUAGGACUGUUGGGUUCAUCAGCUUGUACUCUGUGCACUGUGUUCAAGGGGCCUAUCCUAAGUAUCUCCUGGAAGCCUGGGACAAGUAUCAUGAAGCAGUGGGAUCGGAAAAUGAUAGGCCAGAUUUUUUUGGAGAGGAACAGCUCUUCAUGGUUCUAGAAUUUGAAUUUGGAGGCAGUGACUUGGAGAAUAUGAGAAACAGGUUCAGUUCGGUGGCAUCGGCAAAAAGUGUUUUGCACCAGGUGACUGCUUCCCUGGCUGUGGCAGAGCAGCAACUGUGCUUCGAGCACAGAGACCUGCACUGGGGGAACGUCCUGGUCAAGAAAACGGACGUCAAGGAGCUCACUUACGUGCUGAACGGGACAACACACACCAUCCCCACAGCAGGGGUUCACGUCAACAUCAUAGAUUAUACCUUGUCACGGCUGGAGAAGGACGAGUUGACUGUGUUUUGUGACCUUUCCACUGAUGAAGAACUCUUCCAAGGCACGGGGGACUAUCAGUUUGAUAUCUACAGGCAAAUGAAAGAGGAGAACGCCAACAGCUGGACGGACUAUCACCCACACAGCAACGUCCUCUGGCUCCACUACUUGUCAGAUAAAUUUUUGAAGUGCAUGUGCUACAAGAAAAAGGCAUCAUCAACCGCUUCCCUGAGGAAAAUAAAGCAGCAGCUCGUUGAGUUCCACAAAGAAGUCCUGAGCUUUGACUCCGCCAGUGACGUUUUACAAAACAGCAGCCUCUUCCAGUGAGCAGGGGAGCGCGAUGCUGCCAAGAACUCACUCACUGGUGCUGCCUUUCUCCUUUGCUCUUUUUUUAUGUAUGACAUUUAUAAACGUCAGCACAAUGAAGAAACGUUACGAUCGGUUACCAGUGUGUAUAACAUGCUAUCAAAGAUGUCUAAAAAACUGCCCUAAAAGUCUUGUGCUUUUAAAAAGUUUCCAUGGGUACUUUUUUUGAGGGGUGAUGGUGGGGGAGGGAACAGAGUUGAUAUUUGAGAAGGGGGGGGGGAAAGACACCUUUGUGCUCAAGUAAUGUUUUGAAUUCCACAGUUUUCUUACCUUUUUAAUAUUAGAUUAUUGUCUUUAAAGAAAAAAAUAAAAAAUAUUCUGGGCAGUGAGGAUAAAGGUAAAUAUUCUCAGCCCAGCUGGGGACAGAGAUUGGGGGGGGGGGAACUCCACCUUCUGACUUACUUUUAAAAAUGAACUCCUGUUCAGUUUGGCAAAAUUUAUACCUGGAAUGAUGCUACAAAAUGUGAAUAUGUAGUGUUUCUGCAGUGUAGGCUUUAAAAACACUCUAAUCUGCAACAAUAUGCUUUUUUUUUUUCCUCUGUAAGGACCAGUGAAGAGGUACUGGAUUAAGAAAAAAAUAAGAAAAAGUACCUGUGUUCCUGAUGCAUUUUUGGCCAUUAUUCUGUUGUGACCUCGUAUACGGAUAGGAACCCAAAUCUGUAACUUGAUGGUAGCAUUAAAGCGAUUUUCUCCAUUUAUCUACAGAAGAAAAUGCACAUGGUGAUUAGUGUUCUUUAGGCCUGACUGCGGAUGGAUCAGGUGACCUGAAUCUGAAGCUGCACUUACAUUAGGUUUUAAUUCUUUGCUUUAGAGAUGUCCUUUGCUAACGUUCAGUUAGAGAACGUUAAAGAAACUGGUCUAAAGAGAAUGAUAAAUCAAACUAAGUUAAAAGUGAAUUCGAUUAUUAUUAAAAAUUAGUAAACCAAAUGACCCAGGUGCAUUAAGUUAUUAAGAGGUAGCGUUAUUGGAUUUGUUAUAACUGGAAUGGUGUCUGUGCCAUUUGUCUAUAUGUGAGUGUCUAUAUGCAGUCUAUCAAUUAGAUGCAUCUUUGAACUUGUCUUGAAGUCUACUUUUUACAAGCCCCUGUGAUACAGUUUUAUUGUUCUGUCUUCCAGACUCUUUUGCUGUUUAGUACCACAGAAAAUGACUUGACAAUCUGCAGUGCUUGAAAUUAUUAAAAUGGAAAUUGUAUUGGAAUCUUACCAGGCAUCCUCUCAAUCCU